Messenger RNA from Nomascus leucogenys (northern white-cheeked gibbon), 2775 nucleotides. Its product is annotated as radial spoke head 10 homolog B2-like. Lineage: Eukaryota; Metazoa; Chordata; Mammalia; Primates; Hylobatidae. Bases 73 to 2586 code for a protein of 837 amino acids. The transcript has 18 exons. The record is from RefSeq and is a predicted model, not a curated record.
GUGCUUUGAAACAAGCAGCUCUGAACCAAAGAAAUCAUUUGAUUCAAGUAACCAUUGGAUCUUCCCCAGGCAAUGGUGAAAGAAAAGAAAAAAGCAGACAAAAAGGGGGAGAAGUCUGUCCGCUCUCCCUCAUCUCUCUCUGAUAAUCUAGACUUUUCCAAACAAGAUGGCAACACCACUAGGCAAGAGAUGUCCCCAGCUGGUGUCCCAUUGCUGGGAAUGCAGCUCAAUGAAAUGAAACCCAAAAAAGACCCCCGAAACGUUCAGCAGAACGCAGAUGCCACCCAAUCCGAAGAGUCCAUUCUGACCAAACUCAUAGUGGAAAGCUACGAAGGGGAAAAGGUUCGUGGGCUGUAUGAGGGAGAAGGCUUUGCAGCCUUUCAAGGCGGUUGUACCUAUCGUGGUACGUUUUCAGAAGGACUCAUGCAUGGACAAGGGACUUAUAUUUGGGCCGAUGGAUUAAAAUAUGAGGGUGACUUUGUGAAGAAUGUCCCGAUGAACCACGGCGUGUACACGUGGCCGGAUGGCAGCACGUACGAAGGCGAAGUGGUCAACGGCAUGAGGAACGGAUUCGGGAUGUUCAAGUGCAGCACCCGGCCUGUGUCCUACAUCGGCCACUGGUGCAAUGGCAAGCGGCACGGGAAGGGCUGCAUUUAUUACAAUCAAGAGGGUACGUGUUGGUACGAGGGAGACUGGGCGCAAAACAUCAAAAAGGGCUGGGGAAUAAGAUGUUAUAAAUCUGGAAAUAUGUACGAAGGCCAGUGGGAAGACAACAUGCGUCACGGGGAGGGGAGGAUGAGGUGGCUGACUGCCAACGAGGAGUACACAGGGCGGUGGGAGAGGGGCGUCCAGAAUGGCUUUGGGACACACACGUGGUUUCUAAAGAGAAUCCCCGGUUCCCAGUAUCCUUUGAGAAAUGAAUACAUAGGGGAGUUUGUAAAUGGAUAUCGUCACGGACAUGGCAAGUUUUAUUAUGCCAGUGGAGCCAUGUAUGAUGGAGAAUGGGUUUCCAAUAAGAAACAUGGCAUGGGCCGAUUAACUUUCAAGAACGGGCGUGUGUACGAAGGCGCAUUCUCCAAUGACCACAUAGCCGGGUUUCCUGAUCUUGAAGUUGAAUUCAUCAGCUGCCUGGACCUGUCUUCAGGAGUUGCCCAAAGAUUGUCCAGGAGUGCUGAACUGAUCAGAAAGCUUGAUGGCAGUGAGAGUCAUUCUGUGUUGGGAUCCAGCGUUGAGCUGGAUCUAAAUUUGCUCCUGGACAUGUACCCUGAGACAGUCCAACCUGAAGAAAAGAAGCAGGUGGAAUAUGCUGUCUUAAGAAAUAUUACAGAAUUAAGAAGAAUCUACAGCUUUUAUAGCAGCCUGGGAUGUGACCACUCUCUGGAUAAUACCUUUCUGAUGACAAAGCUUCACUUCUGGAGAUUUCUAAAAGAUUGCAAAUUUCAUCACCACAAACUAACUCUUGCUGAUAUGGACAGGAUAUUAAGUGCCAAUAAUGACAUACCAGUUGAAGAAAUCCAUUCUCCAUUUACAACAAUACUUUUGAGAACAUUUUUGAAUUACCUCCUGCAUUUGGCGUACCACAUUUAUCAUGAAGAAUUCCAAAAGAGAAGCCCAUCCCUCUUCUUGUGUUUUACAAAACUGAUGACCGAGAACAUUCGUCCAAAUGCCUGCCAGAUAAAAGGCAGUUAUGAUUUUUCUUUUUUACAGGACUUUAAAAUGAUAAAUAAAGAAUUAACAGCAGCUACAUUUAUGGAGGUCAUAGCAGAGGAUAAUCCUUUCAUAUAUGAUGGAACUGACAGCAACUUUGAACCUGAGCUGGUUUUCCUGGAAUUCUUUGAAGCUCUCUUAAGCUUUGCAUUCAUCUGUGUUACUGACCAAGUGACUAAAUCCUAUACAAAUGUUCCAACUGAUGAUGUGUCUGGAAAUAAACAUGAAACUAUUUAUACAAUACUAAAUCAGGACGCCCAGAACAAGAGUCCCAGCGCGGUCACAAGCCACGAAUCGGAUGCUGCUCACUCUGACAGUGCCAGGUCAUCUUCCAGCAAGUUAGAACUCUCACCUGAUAGUAACAAAAUAAGGAAAUCAGAGCCCAAGAUCAAGAAGUCUAUAAGUGAUGAAAGAGUCUCCAAAAUGAAUUUUAAAUUGACUGGAAAAGGGAUCACCUUUUUUUCAUCUGAGAGUGAGAAAUACGAGAGACCCAAGGAUGAUCGAAAGGAAGAGCUCAACACGUGGGUCAGUAAUAUGUACGUCUUCUUUGUGAACAUGCUCUUUCAUGCGUAUAAACGUGAAGAAGCUAUCAAGGAGAAAAUAAGGGAAGACAGGUUACGCAGCACAGCACAGGCCCAGCAGCGGAAGAUGGAAGAUGACGAACUGGAAGCAAGGCUGAAUAUCUUCAUUUUGAGAGAGGAAGAAGCCAAGAGACAUGACUAUGAGGGGGAUAUCACGGGGAUCAAGGAGCCGGCAGACGUGUCAUCCUCUCACCUCAUACUGGACCCUCCUAAGGAGGAUGUGACCGUGUCCCCGUCCAGCAAGGCCAUCACCAGCAAGAAGAAAAAGCGAGCCACAAGGACACACACACAGGCUUAGGACGGCACGUGCUGUAAGAUUUCCUGAGCAUUACAAUUCUUAGCACUGUACUCGUCUCAGUGUUUUAAAAUAGUGCCUGGCCCACUGCAUCUCAGGUUUCCUACGUGGCUGGAUUAUGGGAGUUCGAGACCAGCCUGGGCAACAUAGUGAGACCCCGUCUCUGCAAAAUUAAAACAUCAGCUGACCAUG